AUGACAUUUUUCACAGAGCCCACCAUUCCCCCAUCACCAACAUCAUCAAACCGUACCUCUUGUUUGUGCCAGAGUGAAUUGUACGCUCACCCUGCUCCGCACAUCUCUCCCCACACUGCCCCCUAUGGGAGCACCGGCAGCUCGGACGCCCCGCUGGCCUGCCGGUACCUCGUCCUGGCCCUGUCGUCCUACAUCAGCGUCUACUGA
Messenger RNA from Knipowitschia caucasica, 207 nucleotides. The record is from the annotation of a GenBank genome assembly. NCBI's taxonomy places the organism in Eukaryota, Metazoa, Chordata, Actinopteri, Gobiiformes, Gobiidae.